Rattus rattus (black rat) is the source of this 1635-nucleotide messenger RNA. RefSeq names its product ring finger protein 133 (gene Rnf133). The transcript has a single exon. The coding region runs from base 449 to 1594 and encodes 381 amino acids. Lineage: Eukaryota; Metazoa; Chordata; Mammalia; Rodentia; Muridae. The record is from RefSeq and is a predicted model, not a curated record.
GCAGAAAUGUUUGUUUUCUCUUUUAGCUUAAAUGUGCUACCUACAUCCAUUUUGUAUGGCUCCAUGACUUAACCAUUUUUCAAGGAUACACGAAACUACCUAUAACCGCUUUGGAAACAUUUAACCCAGUACACCUACAGUAUGCUCUGAGCUAAUUGGCUGCUUGGUCUCCUAUGUCACAAUGGCCUCAUGCAACAGUAAGCAGUAUCUAAAGUUACAGUAGUGAGGCAGGGAUUUCUUUACUAUCUAAGCUUUUUCUCUCUAAUCAAACAUCUGAAACUCAAGACAUCUUUGGAAAGCUCUUGCUGAAACAUGUUGGAAGACAGCGUAUCUUAUUUUCACCCAGAAGAUAAUUUUUCCUUCCUCAUUCCUAAUUGAUUGUCAACAGAUGUGGCAGCCGAGGCUGUUGGUUGGGGUUGGCUCUUAAAGUCCUUCCGGAAAGACAGAGAUGAACCCUCUUCAGACUGGUCCUUGGCAAACCAGUGCUCCAUCCUUCUGGCUUCUGAAAUUCAGUUUUAUCUGGCUUGUCAGUCAGAACUGUUGUACAGCGAGUGCAGUUUGGACUGCGUACAUGAACAUAUCAUUUCACGUGGGGAACCGCAUGCUGUCAGAGCUGGGCGAGACUGGGGUCUUUGGGAGAAGCUCCAUCUUGAAGAGAGUAGCAGGAGUUGUUGUGCCACCAGAGGGAAAAAUUCAAAAUGCUUGUGACCCCAAUACCAGUUUCAUCCUGCCGCGGAACAAAGAGCCGUGGAUUGCACUCAUUGAAAGGGGAGGUUGUGCCUUCACACAGAAAAUCAAAGUGGCAUCUGAGAACGGAGCCAGGGGAGUGAUCAUCUAUAACUUUCCGGGGACUGGCAACCAGGUUUUCCCCAUGUCUCACCAAGCAUUUGAAGACAUCGUUGUAGUUAUGAUUGGUAACGUCAAAGGUAUGGAGAUUUUGCAUUUAAUUCGGAAGGGAGUCCAUGUUACGGUCAUGGUUGAGGUGGGAAGAAAACACGUCAUUUGGCUGAAUCAUUAUUUUGUCUCCUUUAUGAUCGUCACAACGGCCACAUUAGCGUAUUUCACUUUUUAUCAUAUUCGGAGACUCUGGGUGGCAAGAAUCGAGGACAGGAGAUGGAAACGAUUAACAAGAGAGCUCAAGAAAGCUUUUGGGCAGCUGCAAGUUCGAAUAUUAAAAGAGGGGGAUGAGGAAGUGAGUCCAAAUGCGGACAGCUGCGUCAUCUGCUUUGAAGCCUAUAAGCCUAAUGAAAUAGUUCGUAUUCUCACGUGCAAACAUUUUUUCCACAAGAAUUGCAUUGACCCCUGGAUUCUAGCCCAUGGCACAUGCCCCAUGUGCAAAUGCGACAUUCUGAAAGCUCUGGGGAUUCAGAUGGACAUUGAGGAUGGAUCAGACUCUCUGCAAGUUCUGAUGUCAAAUGAAUUGCCUGGAACCUUUUCAGCUAUGGAAGAAGAGCUGAACAAUGAACUUCCUCCUGCAAGAACUUCAAGUAAAGUGACCCAUGUGCAGGAGCACCCUACUUCUGUGAACGUUGGCAGCCAGCCUCCCGAAGCAGAGGAAACUGGUCAUCCUUCAUUUGGACAGCAUGACCUUUGAGCAAGUGGAUUAAACCUGUUUGUCAAGUCAGGUCCUCAUGA